Molecule: messenger RNA, 2934 nt
Organism: Notolabrus celidotus (New Zealand spotty)
Lineage: Eukaryota; Metazoa; Chordata; Actinopteri; Labriformes; Labridae
Gene: lmbrd1
Product: LMBR1 domain containing 1
Exons: 16
Coding region: 36-1652 (538 amino acids)
Biological process (GO): protein localization to vacuole
Cellular component (GO): vacuolar membrane
Source: RefSeq, a predicted model, not a curated record
CGGAACACGUGGGUUUGUUAUUGCAGGAAGUGAAGAUGGCGGCUCAGUCGUUGCUCUCCGAGUCUGUGCUCGGAUGGUCUAUUUUCACCUUUAUACUUUUGAUAAUCCUGGUUUUCUGUUGGGUCUACAUUCGCAAAUUUCAAAGUCGCCAGGAGAGUGAAGUGGUUUCAACCAUCACAGCAAUAUGUGCACUGGCCAUCGCUCUGAUAACAUCUGCACUCCUGCCAGUGGAUAUAUUCCUUGUUUCAUUUAUGAAGUACCCCAAUGGCACCUAUAAGGAUUGGGCAGCAAACAAUGAGACCAGAGGCCAAAUUGAAGACACUGUGCUGUAUGGCUACUACACCCUCUACUCCAUCAUCCUAUUCUGCGUCUUCCUUUGGAUCCCCUUCGUUUAUUUCUACUACGAAGAGAGGGAUGACGACAACGCCAACAGAUGCUCGCAAGUGCAGAACGCUCUCAAGUACACAAUUGGAUUUGCCAUUGUCUGCGUGGUGCUCCUUUUAAUUGGAGCGUUCGUUCCACUCGAGGCCCCACCCAGUCAGAAUUCCACUCAAUGGGAGAAAGUGCAGUACCUUUUCGAGGAACUCGGCAGCAGUCAUGGUCUGCCGGCUUUGUCUUUCUCCAUCAGCUCCUUGACCUUGAUUGGCAUGUUGGCAGUGAUCACUUACACGGCGUAUGGUAUGUCGGUGCUGCCUUUGAAUCUGAUAAAAGGCACACGGAGCGUCGCGUACGAGCGCCUGGAGAACACAGAGGACAUUGAUGAUGUUGAGCAUCAGAUCGAAAAGCUGAAAUCCAAGUGUACAGACGGACGUCCGCUUUCCUCGAGGGACAGACACAACUUGCAGGAGCUGGAGGGCAAACUGCAGGUCCUCCGGCGCAGGGGGAGACACCUGGAAAUUGCAGAGAGGAACUGCUGCACUAAAGUGGGCAGUGCUCUCAGGCCCAUUAAGGUAUUGUUGGGCAUUUUCUUCAUCCUGGUUGCGCUCCUCUUCACUGUGGCCCUGUUCAUUUCAAAUUUGGACAAAGCUCUCCACUCCGCUGGCAUCAGCUCCGGGUUCAUAGUCUUUGGCACCAACCUCACCAAUCCUCUGAACGAACUUCUAUUAGCCCUACAACCCGUUUUCCCGCUGGAUUAUAUCCUGAUCACAGUCAUCACCAUGUACUUCGUGGUCACAUCCAUGGCUGGCAUUCGCAACAUGGGCAUCUGGUUCUUCUGGAUAAGGCUGUACAAGAUCAGACCCAAGAAAACUCGCCCUCAGGCGCUCCUCUUCCUCUGUAUGAUUCUUCUCCUGAUUGUCCUUCAUACCAGUUACAUGAUCUACAGCCUGGCUCCACAAUACGUCAUGUAUGGCAGCCAGAAAUAUCUCGCACAGACGCCCUCAGCAGGCCCUGCAUCUGGGAACGCUACUGUCGGCACCACAAGGACCUGUGAUGCAGACGCGCCCGAGGAUCAGUGCACGGUGACACGAUCCUAUCUUUUCCUCCACAAGUUCUGGUUCUUCAGCACCAUCUACUACUUUGGUAACUGGGCCUUUAUUGGGGCUUUCCUCGUCGGCCUGGUCGUGUCCUGCUGCAGAGGGAAGAAGUCUGUGAUUGAAGGAGAGGUGGAGGCCGAUGACUCAGACUUGAGUGAUGAUGAAUAUGUGCACUAGAAACGUUCCGACCACAACUCAAAGGGACUAGAAAGUACAAAUUCAGAAACAAAUAAAUGGAUGUCAGUCAUUCGUCAUGAUUUAAUGUAUUGCUUUGAGGGAGUGAUUGCGGUGUGUGUUUUUUUUUUGUGUGGAUUCCAGCGUGGUUUUGAGUUGACACAUCCCUCCCCUCAAUGAGAGCGCUCAGACCGAUUGUUGUGUCUUUCUCAGUCGAUAUUAUGAAUGAGUUUGGGAUCCUGGGAGCAUCCUCCAGCUCAAUCCUGUCUUGGGAGAAUUCUCUUAUCAACAGUUUGAGACUGACACAGAUUGGUCAUUUUUCAGCUGCUCUUGACACACGCUCAUCCAAAACUCUGUCUAAGCUUUAUUCGGAGCCAGUUUGGACAUCAACUUACUUUUUACUUUAUCUAAGCACUUUCUAGACCCUUGAAUGGUUACUGUAUGACAAUAUCUACUGUUUGCUUUAGACUACCUUUUAAAACGUUCUGGAAACAACCGAGCCUCACAAACUGUUCUUCUUGUUUCUGGCAGGUAAUUGUUGUAAAAUGAUCUCUGAGUGUUAAAGCAGUAACAUUGUCAAAGUUUGUUUUGCUUGUUUGUGUCUGAGGUUAGGUCUUCACAGUUAGACGGUGUGCUUUAUUUUAUUGUUUUAGUCCUUUGCAGCCUCAGAGCAUUUUAAGUGAGUGUUACUGUUCUUAUAUACCUGCACUGUGUGUGAAAUAUAAAGGACCAAUCGCAGCUAAGGUUUCAGUUAUUCCUGGUUUUUAAUGAAAUGGGGUCAGCAGUUUUUUUUCACCCUCUUUGUUGGAAAACCUUAAGCAACAAAAAAAAAAAAUCAAAGAUCUGGAUGUAAUUUUCUUUAAAUUUAGGAGUUCUGUUGUUUUUUUGCCUUUGCUCUGUAGUCCAGCAGGCUUGUCACAAAAAUAUGAAUGGCUUUUCUCAGCUCUGUUUGAGUUUUCUUUCUGUGUUUUUGCUGUCCUAAGUGUGAAAAUGAAAACCUAGUGUUGAUUUAAAUAACAAACAAAGUGAGAGUCUCACUUGGAAUGACGUAUUUAUAAUUUGAUUAAAGAGACUUUUGUGCCUCAUGACUGUGUGGUACUAUGAUGGGCACACACUGCUGUAUAUGCUGCUCUAAAUUAACUCAACAAUUAUCAGCCUGAAUCUCGUAAAUUUCUCGUAAAAAGACCUUCAUCUAGAACGUGAUUGGUCUAAAGAAUGCUACUGUUGAUGCUGUCUGUAAUAAAUGGUACAUUAAUCAAAGAAAUAAAGCAGUUUUAAACCCCCU